GAAAUCAUUCAUUUAGACCCUUAAACCCUAACAAUCAGCCCCAAACCAAAGCAGUUCAACAACAGAAAAAAAUUAGAAAUGAAAUUCACUGACUCGCCGGUGACCGAACUUCCGAUCAAGGACAAGCUCCUUUCUAUCCAGCAAGACAACGGCUCCAUGCACGUCGGCACCUCCGUCUGGCCGUGCUCUCUCAUCCUCUCGAAAUUCGCCGAUCGCUGGUCCUCCGCCACCGCCGAAACCACAAACCCUUACUCCGCCAUCCUCAACUUCUCCGCCACUCCCCGCCGCCGCGGAAUCGAGAUCGGCACUGGCUGUGGAGUUGCCGGUAUGGCCUUCUACCUCCUCGGACUUACCGACAUCAUUUUAACCGACAUUGCUCCGGUAAUGCCUGCACUUAAGCAUAAUUUAAAACGGAAUAAGCAAACCCUAGGUAAAAUGCUGAAAACGUCGAUUUUGUAUUGGAAUAAUAAAGAUCAGUUAACGGCGUUGAAUCCGCCGUUUGAUGUAGUUAUAGCGACGGAUGUUGUUUAUAUUGAGGAGAGUGUGAGGGAUUUAGUGACGGUUAUGGAUGAUUUAGUUGCGGAAAACGGUGUCAUUUUGUUAGGGUAUCAAUUGAGGUCACCUGAAGCGGAUAAGAAGUUUUGGGAAAUUUGUAUAGAGGUGUUUGAGAUUGAGAAGGUUCCUCAUGAGGAUUUGCAUCCAGAUUAUGCUUAUGAGGAGACUGAUGUUUUUAUUUUUCGCAAGAAGAAGAAGAUAACCGUAUAAUUACAUGCCGGUUUUCGGAAGAAUGAGAAAUGUUGCAGAAAAAAUGAAAACUUUGUGAGAAAGUUGAGAAUCAAUUGGAGUAUAGCUCUGUUCUGUAGUGAAUAUUACUAUUUCCAAGAAGAGUUGAUUAUGCAUUAUCAAAUUAUUACGGGGAUGCAUGAAUUUCCUAAUUAGCGCGGACAUCAGGUGUCUAUGAUGCAUGGAUCAAUUACAUUGUGCUGGCUACCCUUACUGCGGAAUAUUGUUCACUGCAAGUGUUUUGAUGAAGCUCCUUUUAUUCUUAAACUUCACCACAGAAGUUCAGAAAUCGGAGCUCAUGUCAGAUGGAGCAAUGGUUUCAUAGAUUCAGCCAAGAGGCCGUGAUUGCUGGUGUACUUCUCCAGCAUGGAAGCAGGACCAGUCAGACUAGCGUAUAUCUCCUCUCCUGAUAAUAAGUUGCUGGUAUCAAGCCAACUAAAUGUCAGAUUUCCAGGUGAGUAUGAAUUGGCAUGAUCAUCAUCAGAUGCAGUUGCAGAUGUUGUCGAUGCAAGUGCUAGCAUCUCUCGAGCCUUGUUCAGCUCGUAUUUUAACAUCUGAACUUCUUUCUCGAGGUUAAUCUUCUCUGCUAGCACAUUACCUAGCUCGUGCUGGAUGUUCUUGUACUCGUGCUCUUUCGUUUCGACUUUGUGCCUGGCUCUUUUGUUCUGAUACCAUAUCGCGACUUGUCUUGGCGGGACUCCUAGUUGGCUAGCAAGUUCGAGCUUGUGUUCGGCUUUUAGCUUCUGGUUGGCAUUGAAAUUUGAUUCCAGGAUUUGAAGUUGGUCUCCGGCGAGCCUUUUUUUGCCGGGUUUUGAAGAGUGGUGGCUUGGAGUUUGGGAUUGGUGGAAAUGAGAAUUCAUUUUGUUUCUAGGAUUGCACUCUUCUUUGGUUAGGCUUGAGCUUGGAUACUCUUUUAUAGGCCUCUUUGGCAGGCGUAUUGAGAGAGAGAGAAAAGAGAGGUGGCUUAUCACUUUUGUGGUACCACUAUGAUCAAUUCAGUGGUUUUGUUUUUUUUAAUAUAAAUUCAUAUAAAUUCAGUGGUUUAUAUGAGUGUAUCGUACAUUGUUUUAGAAACUAAACCGGUGGCUGAACGGUUGUGGUCCCAGGUUCAUAGUUUAACCGGUUUAAUCACCGGUUGAACCACUUAAAUAAAAAAUAAGGCAAAAUAAAUUAUCUACCAUAGAUAUACUAUGAUUUUUAAA
Molecule: messenger RNA, 1985 nt
Organism: Mercurialis annua (annual mercury)
Lineage: Eukaryota; Viridiplantae; Streptophyta; Magnoliopsida; Malpighiales; Euphorbiaceae
Exons: 4
Coding region: 79-765 (228 amino acids)
Source: RefSeq, a predicted model, not a curated record